Boleophthalmus pectinirostris (great blue-spotted mudskipper) is the source of this 1862-nucleotide messenger RNA. RefSeq lists its product as uncharacterized. The record is from RefSeq and is a predicted model, not a curated record. Gene Ontology annotation, molecular function: GTPase activity; molecular adaptor activity; GTP binding. The transcript is spliced from 12 exons. Gene Ontology annotation, cellular component: septin complex; microtubule cytoskeleton; cell division site. Lineage: Eukaryota; Metazoa; Chordata; Actinopteri; Gobiiformes; Gobiidae. The coding region runs from base 147 to 1187 and encodes 346 amino acids. Gene Ontology annotation, biological process: regulation of exocytosis; cytoskeleton-dependent cytokinesis; cell division.
GAGCUCAGCCAGAGGAGGGCGAACUUUCUGGAAUCAUUUCCGGAUUUUCCUUCCUGGGCUGGGCUGGGACUUCAGGACAGCGGCGAGAGGAGACCACUGUUGGUGAAUAAUAUUUCAAAGUUACACGCAGGCUCAGACAGAUCGCCAUGUCGGGUGAAAAGGGAAAGUUACCAGAUGCUACUGGUUAUGUGGGUUUUGCCAAUCUUCCAAACCAAGUGCACCGCAAGUCUGUGAAAAAGGGGUUUGAGUUUACUCUCAUGGUUGUUGGGGAGUCGGGUUUGGGUAAAUCCACUCUUAUAAACAGUCUGUUUCUCACUGAUCUGUAUCCUGAACGCUACAUCCCAGGAGCCGCAGAGAAAAUCGAAAGGACAGUGCAAAUUGAAGCUUCCACAGUAGAGAUUGAGGAGCGAGGAGUGAAGCUGCGCCUCACUGUUGUGGACACUCCAGGGUAUGGUGAUGCCAUCAACAGCCAAGACUGCUUCAAGACCAUCAUACAGUACAUUGACAACCAGUUUGAGCGUUACCUUCACGAUGAGAGUGGCCUAAACAGAAGACACAUAGUUGACAACCGAGUGCACUGCUGCUUUUACUUCAUAUCUCCUUUUGGACAUGGUUUAAAGCCUCUUGAUGUGGAGUUCAUGAAAGCUAUCCACAGUAAAGUCAACAUUGUCCCAGUCAUUGCGAAGGCUGACACCCUGACGCUGCGGGAGAGGGAUCGUCUGAAGCGAAGGAUCCUUGAUGAAAUUGCAGAACACAGCAUUAGAAUUUAUCAGCUGCCCGAUGCAGACUCUGAUGAAGACGAAGAAUUUAAGGAACAGACCAGAGUCCUGAAGGCGAGUGUUCCUUUUGCAGUGAUUGGUUCAAAUCAGCUGAUUGAGGUGAAGGGGAAGAAGAUCCGAGGCCGUCUUUAUCCCUGGGGUGUUGUUGAGGUGGAGAAUCCUGAGCAUAAUGACUUCCUUAAAUUACGCACCAUGCUUGUGACCCACAUGCAAGACCUACAGGAGGUAACCCAGGAUUUGCACUAUGAAAACUUCCGCUCAGAGAGACUGAAGAAGGCUGGCCGAGCUGUGGAUGAGGAGGUGCUGGAUAAAGAUCAGAUACUGUUACAGAAAGAGGCUGAGCUGCGUCGCAUGCAGGAGAUGAUUGCCCAGAUGCAGGCGCAGAUGAAGAUGAAAUCGGACGAGUAGAAAAUAAUAAAUGUGAUCCACCACAGUUACAAACACACACUUCUGCACAAAUGUAAGGUUGGGGUUCUGUAUCCACCCAGCUUCAGUCUUCAAGAGCCUUAUCUAAAGCCCACCCAUGUGUUAGGUCACUAUGAUGUUUACAGUAACUGAUCACUCAUGGUAUCAUCACAUGUUUUUUCUAUCAAGGAGUUGUAAUGGCACAUAUAUUUUUGUCUUAAAUAUUAACUCAUAUAGUUGUGGUUAAAAACCAGUUUGUACUUUUCUAUAAUUAAUAACGGAUAUUAAUAAUGGUGUGUAUGUUUGUUAUAGUAAAAUGGUUUUCCUCAGACAAAAAAGAUUAUGUGAGAAACAACUGUGCCCAUAUUUUUGUAUUAUCAUUAAAAGCGCAUGUUCUCUGUGCCAAGCUAUAACAUGAUGAUUUAGUUCAGGCCAGUGGAUGUUAAUGUUGAAAAUGUACACUACUGGUACUACACUGAAUAUACAUAAUUUUAUUACUAUUUACAAGUAAAUUGUAUUAUGCUCUUAAAAGUCUGUCCAUUGCAUUAUGUCUUUGAUGUUUUUGCCCUUGUAUUAUUUUCUACUAAUUAUUUCUAAUAUAUUGGUCUUAGCAGGGUGCCCUCAAGUAGAUUGGAUGUUGAUGUAUUUCAGAAAUAAAUUUUCAUAGAAUUUAAAAUA